AUGUCGGACGCUGCUCGCCCAUCCUCCUCCUCGUCGUCCUCCUCCCUGUCCACAAAAUCGCGCCUCGAUCGCACCACCACUACCGCUUCUCACUCACAUCCCGCGCCUCCGCCCUCCACGCCACCCACAAACUCUGCCGACUUGCCCACUCCACCUACCUCUCACACCGAGUUCCGUCCGCCUCCCAACCCCGUACCCUCGUCCUCCAGAAUCGUCCCAGAUGAGUUGCUUACCGACGCCAGCCCCACCACAACCGUCUCGGAUCACAUGGCUCACAUGGCUCCUCGCAGAGCCGUCGCCCGUCUCAGUGGCAGUAGCACUUCCUUUGAUCGCAAUGCAGACGACUCCUUCUCCUCCUCCUCCCAUCGUAGAGCCAGCCGACGUUCCAGCAUCGACCGCAACGAUCAACGCACCGUAGCAGCUGAACGCCCGCUCGAUCGCUCCUCGUAUCGCUCACGUGCUACCCAUUCGCCCUCCCGCUCACCUGCACGCUCCACCACCCCUUCGCCCAUCCUUGGUCCUGCCUAUGCCUUGGACCACCACAUCGACGACCACGACCUCCUCAAUCUCGGCCAUCUCUCCUUUCCCAUGCUCGGCGUCGGUGUCGGCCCCACAAACCAAGAGAUCCAACUGCUCGUCUACGGUUCUUCCUCGGCCAAUGCCACCAAUCCCGAUUCCGCACAUCCAUCCUCCCCAGCCGACGACGCCGCCAGCCUCGAAUCCAUUCUCGGCUCCUUGGCCAACAUGGGCUUGGAUCACCCCACCCACUCGUCCGCCAGCGAACGCGAGCGUGAACUCGCCACCAUGGUCAAGAUGCUCGCCUCGAGAUGUACCACCCUCUCCGAUUCGCGCGAUCGAGCUCAGUCGCAGCUCAAGUCCACUCGUCUCACCGCUCUCUCUGUCAUCUCCUCCCUCAAGCAGGCGCACGCUCAUGCCCUCGCUGCUCAUCGCAACCUCACCGAUCGCCUCGAAGCCGAACUCGACGGCUGGAAAGCCCAAGCAAAGAUGCUCAGUGCGCUCCUCAACCGCGCACAAGCCAAACGCUUUGACCACACGCGCUCCAACUCGGCCUCUGCUCCCCUCGUCUCGUUUGCUGACAGCGCCAAGCUCGCUACCUCUGUCCCCGCCUCUUCACCCACCCACAACCGCGUCUCGUCGUUCAAAUCCGACUCGGCCACCACCAACGGCCACUCCCAUCAACAUCUUCUCACCAGCCCAAGCUUCCUCUCCUCCACCCACGACACCACCAUCCCCCUCGCCUCACCGCACACCACAGGCCUCGGCAUCUCCACUUCCGCUCUCGUCGACGUCGACACCGACCUUUUGCCCACCGCCUCGCUCAUGCGCGAGCGCAACAAGCUCAUCACGGACAAGAAGCAUCUCAAGGCUCGCGUCAAGGAUGCCGAGGCGCAAAUCUGCAAACUCGAGAGCGAGCUCAAGGCUCUCCGUCCUUAUCUCGUAGCUGGCGGCAUCAAGGCGACAGAUCUGUCUGCCACCACCGUCGAUGCCGAUCCUCCUGGCAGCCAAACCCCUGUCAAUCUCAGCCAACCCGGCACUGCACCUACCACCCCGAGCCGAUCUGGCAGCCGCAGAGACAAGAACCGAAAGAAGCGCAACGUCACCAUGGGCGACGCAGAGACAGAGCAUCUCAUGUUGGCUGCACGACGCCUUCGCGAACUGCGAAAGGAGCAAGCCGAAGCCGCAGCCGCAGCCGCAGCCGCAGCCACAGCCGCCGCUGCCGCAUCUGGUCCACCCCUCCACUCGAGCUCUCUUCCUCUCUCGCAAGAUGGCACCAGUUCAACGCUCGACGCUCCACCCAGCGCACACGUCCUCGCGCCUGCCCCCGAGCUUCAAUCCAACCUCGCUUUUCACGCCUCACCCGUCAAGCGACAGGCCAGUGAGGGUCCCAUGACGGCAGACAGAGAUGAAGCCUACGCCGCCGGCCCUCGCACGCCGCCUCCAAGGUCAGCAGAGCGACCGCCCAAGACGCCCAAAUCCGUUGCCAGCAUCCCCAACACGCCGCACACAGGUGUUCGAGCUCGAGAACUCGACGAACUCGCCCGCACUAACGAUCGACGCGAUAACUGGUCCCACCGCCACCGCAGGCUCGACUCGGCUUCUUCCUUCACAGGCAUCGACGAGCUUCUCCAGGCUGCAGAAACGCUCAACCCUGGCGCUGCAGCCGCUUCGCCCACUUUGCGCUCAUCCAGACUCGCGGCGCCUUUCCCUCCUCUCGUCACCGACCCACCCUACUACCCAAGAGAGCCAGCUCACCGCGCCAUGGCUUAUCCUCCGCCGCCCCUCUCGAUCACCACGCAGCGCGGUCCCGAGUACGAUUCGUACGCAUACAGCGCUGCGCCUCACCCCAUCCAAUCGAGUCCGCUUCGCAUGGUUCACGAGAGCCCAAAGCGCCGACGCGUGUCAUCAGCCGCCUUUGACUUUGAGCCGCACGGCUCCCCCUUCCUUGGCGAGCGUCAACCUCGGGUCCGCACUCAGACCGAGGGCGCGGAUCCGUUUGUGCAAGCCAGAACGUACCAAGACUAUGCACCCAGCGGUCCGCCUAGCGCCGGUGGAAGCCAGGCUCUGAGUGCGCUCGACCUGCUUGCUGACCAGGCCACAGCCAGCCAGAAUCCUUCUCAAGGCAGCGACAAGUCUGGCGAAUACGAGGGUGUCAGCCCGAUCGGCAGCCUGAGUAGCGAGGACGAAAUGGUCCUGGAUCGCCAAGCUCGUGGCAAGUCGAGCUCGCGACUUGCCUCCUCAAGAGCACACGAUGGUUCUCGCAACUCCAAGCCCAACGGCUCGCAAGCUUCGUCUCGCAAUGGUGAGCCCAAAAGCUUUGGUGGCAAUCAGAAUCCCGAAAAGAGGCUUCCCUACGUGCGCUGGACUUCGGAAGAGGACACCAAGCUGCGUGCGGCAAUCAAGGAACAUGGCCAACGCUGGGAGCUCAUCUCGCGAGCUGUGGGAACGCGAUCGUACCACCAAUGUCGGCAGCGCUACCUGCUCAUGCGACGCAAAGAGGCGGCGGCGAAAGCCAACGGCGAUGAAAACGACGGUGGUCAAGGUCUUUCGGCAUCGGCAUCGGCGUCGGAUCAGCAGUCGCAGGAGUCCGACUGCGCACAGGAUGCUGCGCCUGCGAGCUCUACGAGCUCGAGCAGACGCAGGAAGAGCGGCUCGCAUACGCAUCACGCAGCUCGCGAUGGCGAGUCGAGCGAAAGCGGCGCGACGUCGAUGCCGCUUCAUAAGCUGUCGAUCGGAGCGCCGGCUCCUGCUGGAAGUGUGUAUGGACAGUUUUCGCCCACGCACCGAUCCGAAGUUUUGGCAUCGGCGUCUUCGCAGACACCUACGCACGGUAGGAUGAUGUCGCAUGCACACACGCGUGCGCUGUCGCCUUCCAUGCAGACUCCGUCGGCGGUGAGGCGAGGUGUGUACCCGCCACCGUCGCCGCUCUCGACGUCAUCGAGGCUUCUCCCGCCCCUACAGCCGCCAGCGAGCACGCGCUAUUUGUCGCACGAUCCAUCGGCGCCUCAUGCAGCCGGCGCACUCCACACACACUUUUCAGACUCGGCUCCACAACCACUCGAUACCUCGCCGCACGAACCUACAACACCCACCUCGACCGCAAGCAGAUUGCGCACCGCCCUAUACAGCUAA
Messenger RNA from Mycosarcoma maydis (corn smut), 3651 nucleotides. RefSeq lists its product as uncharacterized. The coding region runs from base 1 to 3651 and encodes 1216 amino acids. NCBI's taxonomy places the organism in Eukaryota, Fungi, Basidiomycota, Ustilaginomycetes, Ustilaginales. The transcript has a single exon. Gene Ontology annotation, cellular component: nucleus. The record is from RefSeq and is a predicted model, not a curated record. Gene Ontology annotation, molecular function: DNA-binding transcription factor activity; transcription cis-regulatory region binding. Gene Ontology annotation, biological process: regulation of DNA-templated transcription.